Messenger RNA from Dendronephthya gigantea, 1838 nucleotides. RefSeq names its product zinc transporter 9-like. Gene Ontology annotation, cellular component: membrane. The transcript has 19 exons. The coding region runs from base 37 to 1695 and encodes 552 amino acids. NCBI's taxonomy places the organism in Eukaryota, Metazoa, Cnidaria, Anthozoa, Malacalcyonacea, Nephtheidae. The record is from RefSeq and is a predicted model, not a curated record. Gene Ontology annotation, biological process: zinc ion transport; transmembrane transport. Gene Ontology annotation, molecular function: monoatomic cation transmembrane transporter activity.
CAUGAAAUUUUAAAAAGAUAUUGUGCACAGUAUUUGAUGUUUGAUCUUGAAAAAAUAAUGAAUCGAUUAUCUUACAACUUAUUUUGUAGCGUGAGAAGAGAACUUUUGCAAACCCAUGAUAAGAAUGCAAUGAUGUCGAAGAAAUGUUUCGAAAAUUUCAGAAAACUUCAUCUUUGUGCAGGUUGUCAUAAAAGUCUUAGAGCAAUUCUAAAGAAUUUAAACCCUCGAAGGAUUUUGUCAACAUCCUGCUGUCAACAAAUGUCAAGUGAUGACAUUUCAAAGAAAAAGAAUGACAUUCAGCUUAGUAAGGUUGACUAUAAUGCUGCUCAUGAUGAAAACACAUAUGUGACUGAAACAAGGGCCAUUAAUGAUUAUAUUCUCAACCAAAGUGAUCUUGAAGGUCUUCAGAAAAUCACAGUUCGAAAUGCGUAUAGUUCAGAGGUUGAACUUCCUACAUAUUGUUACUUGAAAUCUCAAGUAAAGAAAAGAGCAAUUGAAAAACAUGGUAGCAUAGCAAGUAUCAAACACAAACAUCGUGAAAGACAGAAGCAACUUGAAGCGGAUGAAACAUACAGACGAGAUUUCAGUGGUUUGAUCGGCCAUUUAAAGAAAACUAUAAAAGAUCAAACGAAAAUUGAUGCUGAUAAGAAGGUUUACGGUGGUCAUACCGAAAGAGUAAACUUUCUCAAAGGUUCUGCACGAGUUGUAACUUAUGCUAUUAUAAGCAAUUUUACAGUGAUGGUGUUUAAAUUUGGAGCAUAUUUGUACACAGGUUCUGCCAGCAUGUUGUCAGAGGCUGUUCAUUCAUUAGCUGAUUUUGCAAACCAGUGUUUACUGGCGUUUGGUAUUCUGCAGUCCAUUAAAGCUCCCUCUGUCGAUCACCCAUAUGGGUGGUCACGGGCGCGAUAUGUUUAUUCUUUAAUCAGUGGCGUUGGGAUAUUUUUCCUUGGUUCUGGUGUUUCAGUAUAUCAUGGUAUUAGUGAUUUAUUUAAUCCUCCUGUUCUUGCCUCACUACCCUUGGCACUUUCUGUUUUGUUUGGCUCUCUUCUGGCAGAGGGAGCGACGUUUGUUAUGGCUGUCAAUCAAGUCUCCAUGAGCGCAAGAGAGGCUGGUGUUUCGUUUUCUGAUUAUGUUGUUCGUGGUCGUGAUCCAAGUGCUGUUGCAGUGUUAGCUGAAGAUGGAGCAGCUGUAACUGGUUUGUUAAUAGCAGCAUCGUGUUUAGGACUUACCUCGUACACUGGAAAUGUUGUUUAUGAUGCUGUUGGGUCUAUUGCUAUUGGAGGACUAUUGGGUGCCGUCGCGAUAUUUUUAAUAAGACGAAACGCUGAUUUUUUAGUUGGCAGAUCAAUACCAGAAGAUCGUUUGAAGCAAAUUAUGAACGUUUUAGAACAAGAUAUAAUGGUCAGAUCUAUUCAUGACGUGAAAGCAACGGAGUUAGGCGCAGAUACGGUGAGAUUCAAAGCUGAAAUCAAUUUUGAUGGCAGAGAAAUAACUAGACGACAUUUAAGCAGAAAAGAGACCACUCAAUUACUAAAGGAAGUGCGGGAUAUUCAGACGCCUGAGGAACUUGAACGGUUUCUAAUGGAUCAUGGGGAACAAAUUAUUGAUACUUUGGGUCAAGAAGUUGAUAGAAUUGAGAGGAAUAUUAAGAAUAAAAAUCCAGAAGUACGCCAUGUUGAUCUGGAGAUACUGUGAAUUAUUACAUAUGAUGAAGUAUAAAAAAUUUCCGUUUUACCAUUUUAAGAUAAAUAUUUGUUAAUAAGAUGUUUAAUUAUUAUUUAAUUAUUAAUAUAAUGAAUUAUUUACUUUCUUCUUCGCUUUUCCUGGAAUGUUACUAA